This is a messenger RNA of Colletotrichum phormii, 1015 nucleotides long. RefSeq lists its product as uncharacterized. The record is from RefSeq and is a predicted model, not a curated record. NCBI's taxonomy places the organism in Eukaryota, Fungi, Ascomycota, Sordariomycetes, Glomerellales, Glomerellaceae. Bases 383 to 871 code for a protein of 162 amino acids. The transcript has 2 exons.
CCCAGCCCCUCCAUCGCAGGCGUGAACGUCCUAAAAGAAGCCCUUGCGCCCAAAAAAAAAUUAAUUUCGAAUGUUGCCAUCAUCCCUGCCUUCCCAGUCCGGGGCGAAGGAUUUCCAGGGAUCGCAAUCACCAAAGUCUGUGUGUGAUUCUGCCCUGGACUUGGGUACCGGUAUCCGUACCCCCGUACCAAAACAGAGUCCGAAGAAGCCAAGAGAGAUCAUCGCCAUUCGAAUACGUCAAUCUGCAGCGCGGCAUCAUUGGGGGAAGAGAAGAACGGCAGACGUUCACGUAACCAAUUCAACAGUCCACUUUCAGAGUUUCCUCAACGAUUAAAGUCAAGUCAACAGAGGCGUUAUCGACCCCGCGAAUGAUAGGAGAAAUAUGGAGCCCGCCCGGGCGGGAAGAUGCGCCCGUCUCGUCCAGCAGCGGGCAUCCACUCGAGUGGAUAUCCUGGUACCUUUUUUCCUUCUCCCGGCUUCCAUCCCGCGCAUGUCUGGAUUAUCUCCCUCGGCUCCCUGUGGGGUGGGAGUGGGGGGCUUUUGCGAACAUGCCAUUGACAGCCACACUUGCUUUUUUGUUUCUAUGACACUGCAUGGCAACCAUGCCAAAGUCUUGACGGGAAGUUGCAUGUUCGUGAUGAAAGAUCCAUGUGCUACUUCAACCCCUGCCUCUAGGCGGCUAGCUAAGUUACGUAUUUAUGAGGAUCUCAAGGAAGCAUACUUGUGCAUGAUAAGUCCUGUCCUUGACUUUGCUAUAAAAAAAAAAGUACUGUAUCCUCUUGUCGUUUUUGACCAUCUUGUCGUCUGUGAUGGCGCCACGUGGACAUUGGAAAGGAUAGCGGAGAAGUCUGAAAUAGCAGAACUGCCGUGAAGACUGCAGACAACUUUGGAUUCAACGAGUCUUGUAUUCACCACUCCUGGAGCUCUUUACCGACUCAAGUCGAUAUCUUCCAUACAUGCACCUUGAUUCCCUAUUCUAUUGUGUACAUCUAUCUAUUUUAUACGGUACGAUGCG